AUGGCUGAAGAGAACAAGAGUGCUUGGAAGGAGGACGUUCCGGAUAUUGUCCCCUUUGAUCGUACUAAAAAGAAGAAAAAGAAGAAGGUUAUAGUUCGGGAUUCUUCAAGCGAUUCUGUGGACAAAUUGGCUGAAAAAACAGAAAACCUGGCAGGUAGUUUAAGUGCAGUUUCUGAUGGACAGGAAAGUGCAUUUUCUGGUUUGAAAAAGAAGAAGAAGAAGCCAGUUGAAUCCAGUAACUUGAAUGAAGAGGGUGGUGAUACAAGGGAAGAGUCGGAUGACCGGACUGGGGAUGAUGAAGAAGGAGAAGAAAACGUUUUAGGGGAAUCACAUCCAUGGCUAGGGAGCGAUCGUGACUACCACUACGAGGAGCUUCUUGGUAGAGUGUUCAACAUUCUUCGGGAGAAUAAUCCUGAGCUGGCAGGUGACAGGCGUAGAACAACUAUGAGGCCUCCACAAGUACUUCGUGAGGGCACAAAGAAAACCGUCUUUGUUAAUUUCAUGGACUUGUGUAAGACGAUGCACAGGCAGCCAGAUCAUGUUAUGGCCUUUUUACUGGCUGAACUGGGGACAAGUGGAUCCCUUGACGGUCAGCAGAGGCUAGUUGUGAAGGGAAGAUUUGCACCCAAGAAUUUUGAAGGAAUAUUACGGCGUUAUGUCAAUGAAUAUGUCAUUUGCAUUGGGUGCAAAAGUCCUGACACUAUACUUUCCAAGGAGAAUCGUCUCUUCUUUCUCAGAUGUGAGAAGUGUGGUUCUGGACGAUCUGUUGCUCCAAUUAAAGCUGGUUUUGUUGCUCGUGUUGGGCGAAGAAAUGCCGGGGCAUGAUCUCAAUCCUCCUGUUUUGGUCUCUAUUAGAG
Molecule: messenger RNA, 857 nt
Organism: Argentina anserina (silverweed cinquefoil)
Lineage: Eukaryota; Viridiplantae; Streptophyta; Magnoliopsida; Rosales; Rosaceae
Product: eukaryotic translation initiation factor 2 subunit beta-like
Exons: 9
Coding region: 1-825 (274 amino acids)
Biological process (GO): formation of translation preinitiation complex; translational initiation; formation of cytoplasmic translation initiation complex
Cellular component (GO): eukaryotic translation initiation factor 2 complex
Molecular function (GO): mRNA binding; translation initiation factor binding; translation initiation factor activity
Source: RefSeq, a predicted model, not a curated record